This is a messenger RNA of Oikopleura dioica, 999 nucleotides long. NCBI's taxonomy places the organism in Eukaryota, Metazoa, Chordata, Appendicularia, Copelata, Oikopleuridae. The record is from the annotation of a GenBank genome assembly.
AUGGAGAAUGGUGCAAGGCCCCACCAGGGCGUCAAACAGUCGCAGAGUCGAGGAAGUGGGUUCAAGAGGAUAAAUCUAAACAAGGCGCAUCUUGGGCUGGAAAGAGAACGGCAGAUAAAUCCCAAACUUCCUCCUCAGUCUUUUCGACGCUACACACGGGCCGGUGCUCCUAACGAAGGCUCAUUUACUGAAUUCGAGAAGAGCCGUGGUCCACGCCUUGGCCUCACCAAUGCUGAAAUUCAAAAAAUCGGCCAGACAUAUUGCUGCAUUCGCCAAUCUCGAUUGAACACAGACGCAGAAAAGCGUAAUGCGCAGCGGGAGCAGUUUCGCCGUUUUGAAUGCAAGCAGCACGAAGACCAAAUUAUUGAUCUUAUGAAGAAUAAGCGCAAGAAACCGCUGGUUCUUCUCCCUCCCCGAGAAAGUGAAGAAGAGUUGAAGAAGCCAUCGACGCCUCGAAUUCGCCAGCUAUCAAGAAGCCAACUUCCAAAGAAGAAGGUCUUCAACGUGCCCCUUUUGGAGCCCCAGAGCGGCGAACAGAAGCCAGAGCUUGAAGUCGAUUUGUUCGAGAUGAUGAAAAAUUUGCCAAAGAAGGAACCACUCUUCCCCAUUUUCGAGACCGAUUGCCGAAUCGUUCGUGGAAGCAAUAAGGGAAGCCAACAGAUAGCAAGAACUGUCUCAAACAGGGGCUCUCCGAUCGAAUGGGAGACGAGUCCACUAACAGCCGAUUUUUCAAGUGCUACCCACCGCAUAUGUAUAUUCCAACAGACAAGCAACGUCCACGGACACUGGCACUUGCCACUCCAGCAUCACAGCAGCGUUGAGACUGUCUUCAAGGCCAACUACAUCGACGAAGAAGAUCUGAAGGGAAUGCAGCGAGAGCACUGUGUCGAGCGAACUGAUAAAGACCGUCGUCGAAUCGUGUUCCGCUCCGAGUACACCACCCAGUACCAAGAUCUGGGCAAGGUCUCUCGCAAGCUCAACAAGCCCCGACAACGAUAA